AUGACUGCUCCGAAGAUCCUCGUAUGUGGUGAUGUACUCGGCCGUCUCAAGCAGCUCUUCAAGCGAGUUCAGUCGGUGCGGCACCGGUUGCCUUGUGGCCUUUUCUCCGGACGGAUAGCGUAUCUAGGGUUGGUCUUCUUUUCCGCCGUCGGCACCUGGUUGUGAUUCCUCGUCUCUUGCAGGUCAAUGCCUCGAACGGGCCGUUUGAUGUCCUACUCUGCGUUGGGCAGUUCUUCCCGAACUCGCCCGACGGCCUCGAGGAGUUGUCUGACUACCUGGAAGGUCGGGCUCCGAUACCCAUCCCCACCUACUUCACUGGUGACUACGGCGUCGGAUCGGCCAAGUUCCUCUCGGCCACCUCGCAACAGCAUUCAGAUAGGGGGUUCAAGACCGACGGCCUCAAGGUUUGCGACAACCUUUACUGGCUUAGAGGCAGUGGCGUGUUCCAUUUGAAGGGUACCACUGAUUGUCCUAACUACACCAGUCUCGUGCUAUUCAUUUGAAGAGUAUUCUGUCUUUUUCUUGACUCCCCAUUCAACGUCAUCCCUUGCAGAUUUGUAUAUAGCCUACCUAUCAGGGAGAUCUCAGUCGCAGAGCCUGGGUUUCGGGCUAUACAGUGAUGACGACAUCGGCGCACUGCGAAUGCUGGCUGAGGAUGAACAAAUUGUUGACAUUUUCCUAACAUAUCCUUUGGCCUGUUUCUUUGCUGCCUCUGCUUCAAUGGUUGGGUCGUAUGCUGUUGUUAUAUUCACUCUUCCCUUUGCUAUGCCCUUGAUCUACGAACACUAAUGAAUGGCCCAGAGGAAUUACAAAUAAAGCUGACACAUCCACUGCACCACAAGGAGUCUCUGAUCCUGCAUGCUGUGAUCCCGCCAUAUCAGAGCUGGCUGCAGAGAUCAAACCCCGGUGGGUGCAUGAACGUUGAUUGUGGGUGUUCAUCAAGCUCUGUUUUAGUUUCUCACAACGAGAGUCUGAUUUACUAUUCAUGUGAAAACUAGUCUACAGGUGUGGCCGUGUCAUUCGUAGCAAUCAUCCCAUUUCUGUAGCUUAAAUCUCUGGCAUAAAAUCUGUGGUUCUUCCUAAAAUUGGUGUUUCCACGGCUUGUGUGCUGGGAUUUGGACCCAGCUUCAAGUGCUUACUGUCAUUUUUCUGACCAAAAAUUUUAAUGUUUUAUUUUGUGGUCAGAUAUCACUUUGCGGGCACUAAGUCUAUAUUUUAUGCUCGCGAACCGUAUCUAAAUGACAAGGGCAUGCAUGUUACUCGCUUUGUGGGGCUUUCUGCUGUUGGGAACAAGGACAAACAGGUGUUAUUUUCUUUGUGGCACAGCUUGAUUUUUUCACUUGAAGGAAGCCGCAUUUUUUUUCUUUGGAACCCUACACUUCUUUCUGCUAUGCCUUCCAUUCUAUUUGAACAUUUCAUUUAUUGGUGUAUUUUAUUUAUUCACAUUGGGUGGUUUUUUUUUACAAUGUUAUUUUUAUUCUUUAAAGUUUCAGAUACAGUUUUGAGGUAAGAUCUGAGCCUUAGCCAUCAAUCAGUUCAAAUUGGUGGGUGACGAUGGUGAUGAUCUGAGAGAAUUAUGGAACGCAAAUAUUCAAGUCUUUUUAGAUGCUCAACGAAAUGAGGGAUACUGCUAUCCAAAAAGCAAAUAUUCAGGAAAUUUAGCAGAUGAAUAAAUCACAGUGGAUGAAUAAAUUUAUCCAUUAUUCAGUAAUCAUGAAACCAUAGUUGUGAUUUGUAAAAAAUUCUGUUCAUUGGGUAAAAUCAAGGAAAGGUAGUGAUGGUGCAUCCUCAGGGCGGGUAAAAGAUAAUAUCAUCUUAAAAGGAAUAGAAAGGAAAGUCUGCAUCUAUAACUUGUCAAAAAUCAGAGAGAAGUUCAUCAAGUUUUGAUCUUGUGUAUUCGUCAAGGAACUAUCUUAAAAUUUAUUCACCAUUGUCACUUUAUGUAGGAUUUGAUUUGGCACCAGGCAUUCAAUAACUGAUGGAUGUUGCGUGUUCUUCCCAGAAAUUCCUUCAUGCAAUUUCUCCAACACCAGCAAAAAGCAUGUCGCCAGCUGAUCUUCGUGCAAAGCCAAUGGGUACUACAUUGUCGCCGUACACAAUUUCAGAAGGCAAUGUUCCUAUUAGCAAAGAAACUAAACGACCUGGGGAUUCUGAUGUUGACGCACAAUUUUGGCGUUAUGAUGUCCCCCAGAAACGGCAGAGGCAGAGGGGUGCAGACGGUGAAAGAUUAUGCUUCAAGUUCACAUCCACCGGUUCUUGUCCCAAGGAGACUGAUUGUAUCUUUAGGCACGACAUGGAUGCCAGGGAACAUUACCUAAGGAAUGUGUGUUUUGAUUUCUUGAACAAGGGAAAAUGUGAAAGGGGUCCAGAUUGUAAAUUCAGUCACAAAUUAUCUGAGGAAGGGGAUCCGGUGAGAGCCCAGCGGUGAGUACUAUUUUCUUUCCAUGGUUCACUCUCUUUUAGCUUUUUUCUCUGUAGAUCCGUGUUGGGCCACUAUAUUUUUCUCUGUAUGUUAUUUAACAUUUUGAUCGAUAUUUUAUUUCAAAUAAAUCCAACUCCGAAUCGACAUAUUUUAUCUUAUAUAUUUAUCAUCACCUCAAACGUCUCAAUGAAUUUUGAUUUACCACCAGCAAAUUAACCGUACUGAUUGGUUGACUGCUAAACAGGCAGAGAUCGGAGAAAAGCUGCUGGUUCUGUUUGUCAAGUCCGAAUGUGGAGUCGCAUCUCAUUAUAUGUGUAGGUGAAAGUUACUAUUGUGCACUAGCGAAGGGUCCGCUAGUGGAUGAUCAUGUGCUGCUUCUUCCAAUUGAGCAUUGCCCUUAUACUCUUUCCCUGUCAUCAGAAUCAGAUGCUGAGUUAGAGGGUUUUAAGAAAGCACUCAAGAUAUUCUUCCAUAAACAAGGCAAGGCAGUUAUCUUCUAUGAGUUUCUGUUUCGACGCAGUCCUCAUGCCAAUCUUCAGGUAGCCAUGGCAUCAGUCCUUCAAUGUCAUGUGUGUUCAUAAUCAAUUUACAUUAAUCAUGGAAGAUAUUUAGGUUUUCUGUGCUCUGCAUCUUAUUUUAUUUCCUAAUACUUCUCAGUUUUCUGGCAGUCUGGUGAGAAACAUGCACCUUAUAUUUGGAUGAACGGGGCUUAUUGCUCAGAAAGCCUUCAUAAAUCAUUCAUCAUUUUAUCAUUAAUUAUCUUUCCCAAUGUUGACCAAUAAUGUUUAGGAAUAGUCAUAUUACCGACAAGCUUAUAAGGCACUCCUUAAAGGAGAAAUGGAAAGCCCUCUGAGUGUUCUGCCGGGUAAUAUCUGGGAAUAUCCGGCCUUGUCGACUUUCUAGCAGGCGCCCAUUGGAAGCAAUGAUGAGCUCGUGUUUUUUCUUACAUACGACUUCCGGCAUAGUUGAUCCUUUCUUUAAGUUUUUAUGUUUUUUAUUUUAUUUUAUAUUUUUAUUGAAAAUAGAGAGUGGGUAGGGUUUGACCCCCUGAACCUCAAUUACUUGAAAUUUGGUAGAGGACGAGGUUGAUCCCAUACAAAUUCACAAAGAAUUUCAAUAACCCGAAGCUGAUGGCAAAUAUCGGACGCCAUCGUCAGACAUGUAGUAGCAUAGCUGAACUCCAUGUAGAUGCUGAAUGAAAUGGCCGAUGGUGCUUUCCAAAUUUAUGGGAUUAGAUAUGGGAUUAAAGUCUUAAAUCCUUGGUAUCUGUUUACCUGACCUUCACUAAUCAUUUUAGUGAGCCUGCUGCACCAUUACAGAAUAAGAAAUUAUGCACCUAACCUUCUGUGAUCUUCCAAGGGAACGGUUAGGUGGGGGAGUAAGUGAACAUUUACACGGUCAAGAUCAGUGUUUUGUCCCUCCAUGACUAUAAAUUAUAAAUUAUUUACGGUGUAGAGUUGGAUUUAUAUUAAUUCCCAUCAUCAGAGUUGCAAGGGCAUUAAGCUCAACCAAAAAAAAAAAGAAAAAAAAGAAAGCCAAGCUAAGGUUGUUCUCCACCUGGUUUGCAUCGUUCCAUUGAUGGAUCCCUUGUUGGAUUUCUUAGAUUUAUCUUGUGUUCAGUGGAUGGAUGAACAGCUUCGAUUUUCUCAACAAUUCCACGCAGGCUGUUCCGAUUCCAUUAUCCAAAGCAUCCAAUGCCCAACGUGCUUUUGGGUUUGCUGCCAAGAAGCUUGGGUUUGAUUAUAUUGUGAUGAAACCAGGUAAGAACCUCGUCGGCAUUCUCAGUAGGAAAGAGUGUGAGCUCUGAUGGGCUUCCUGGCCUUGUAUGAACCAGAAAUAAUCUUUUUUUUUUUUUUUUGGGCUUUAUAUUUUCUUUGGGCAGAUAAUGACCGUGGUUGUAGAGAAUCUCUGAGGGAGCAGUUUGAUGGGAAGUCGAAUUUCUUCUACGUGGAGCUCCCGGAUGGCACGACGUUGUCAUAUGCUGUGGAGGACGAGGAGAAAUUCCCUGUGCAAUUUGGGCGCGAGGUACCUUCGAUUUUUACUCUCUGUGGCCAUCGCUCAUCUCCUAGCCCGGCUGGUUGGUUCCUCCUCGGUUGCUUAGGAGGUUAUGGAAAAAGGAAGCCUGCAAAUGGAUGGUCUUGCACUAUCUAUCUAGGGUAAAACUGGGCCCUCACUCAUCUCCUAGCCGGGCUGGUUCUUUCUGGGUUGCUUGGGAGUUUAGAGAGAAGAAAGCCUGCAAAUGAAUGGCCUUGCUCAAUCUCUCUCUCUCUCUAUCUAUCUAUCUAUCUAUCUGGGUUACCAACUUUCCAAGUCUAGAGCAUUAAGAAGCUCAUUCAUGGCCUUCUCUGUUGCAGGUUCUAGCAGGGCUCUUGAAUGUGGCCGACCGAGCCGACUGGAGGAACUGCAAGCUGGGCAAGGAGGAGGAGUCACGGAUGGCAGAAGGUUUCCGGAAAGGGUUCGGAGAGUUCAAUCCCACUCAGUGA
Molecule: messenger RNA, 4905 nt
Organism: Spirodela intermedia
Lineage: Eukaryota; Viridiplantae; Streptophyta; Magnoliopsida; Alismatales; Araceae
Source: the annotation of a GenBank genome assembly